AUGUGGCACUUUCCACGUCAAAAUCUAGUGUGCUUAGUUUUCAGAGGUCUUGGUCCCAAACUGCUUGGUGUGUUCCCCGGUGGUCGAUUUGAACAGUUUAUUCCUUCUCGUCCUUUAACAACAAAAGAAAUUGGCCUUCCUAGGUUGAAACAUGUUGCAAGACGAGUAGGACAACUAUUAGCCCGUAUUCAUGCGCUGGAUGUUCCGGUUGCAAAAAGACCUACAUUGACAGAUGUAGCCGAAUCUUACUUGUGUAAACUCAGGAAACUCAAUCGACGAAUGAUCCAUAAAAUGAAAGGCAAUAUGGUUAAGGCAAACGCUAGCUUAUGUCCUAAAGAAAUAAACUGUGAUGUACUGGCAACUGAACUUGAUAUAAUGAAACAGUGCUUAGCAAAAAGUGGGAGCCCCGUUGUCUUUUCUCAUAAUGACCUGCAGGAACUGAAUAUACUGUUGCAUGAAAAGUACACCCUGGACUCUAAAGGAAACUUGAAUGCGACAGACGAUGAAACACCAUUUGCACUGAUAGAUUUCGAGUACUCAAGUUAUAAUUACAGAGGCUUUGAUUUUGCAAAUUUCUUAUGCGAGCAUAUGAUUGAUUAUUCUAACAAAAAACCACCUUACUACACGAUAGAUCGAGGAAGUUUGCCAGCCGAAACCCAACAACGUCUUUUGAUAAACGCGUAUUUGGAUGAAAUUGAGAAAGUAGCAAGAAAUGAACAAGACGAUUCUUGCAAAGAAAACAAGGAACGAAUUCGAGAAGCACACGUCCGAGAGCUGCUGACAGAAUCCCGAAGAUUUUUGGCAGUUUCACAUCUCUACUGGAGUAUAUGGUCAUUCGAGUUGGCUGAGGAGUCACCGAUUGAGUUCGACUACGUUAGUUACGGUAUUGACCGGCUAGUGCUCUACUAUAUCCAUAAGCAAGAUUUAUUGGAAUUCCUUCAAAAACAUUAA
This is a messenger RNA of Enterobius vermicularis (human pinworm), 951 nucleotides long. The record is from the annotation of a GenBank genome assembly. NCBI's taxonomy places the organism in Eukaryota, Metazoa, Nematoda, Chromadorea, Rhabditida, Oxyuridae.